AUGUUUAAGUGCAGGGUGUGUUCUAUAGUACCCUUUGCCAGUUUCCUUGGUCUUGUAGAAACAGGGGAGGAUGAUGAUAAGCCACAUGUACGCCGCCAAGUCAGCUACGACGACGAUUUGUCGCCAUCUAUGGAUGGCAGUGUAACCAGUUGUUCAGUAUCGGAUAACGAAGCUGCUCGUGACCGUCGUAGUGCGGAGGAAGUGGCAUAUCUAGUGAAAGCAUGGGAUACAUACGUCCAUGAGCGCGCCAAGGCAUUGUGGAAGACGCCUGCAAAACGUUACUCUAUCUUAGCCGGUAUCGCCAAGGAUUGUGCUAGAUCUGACGACCCAGUGCUGGGCAAUGACGUAUCUUGCGUGCGCUGGCACGGUGCCACGGAUAAUGGGAACCCUGUGAUCACCGUCAGUCGCCCCGGUGAAGCUAAAGGAAGCACCACUUAUGUUAGCCGUAUGCUAGUGUUUCUAUUUGCAGGAAUGGAUUCUGUAGGUGUAGAUCCCGCAGUGGAUCGGAGCACGGCCCAGCGGCGUUCGCAGCUGCUGAGCAUGGGCCUUUCUCCAGGUCUUGAUAUGUCUAGCGAAGAAGAGACCCUGCAGAUCCAAGACGCAAAUAUAUCCUCAGUGUUUGACCUAUUCUUACGAACAUACGUAGCUGACGGUGCGCAAGAAUAUGACGAGGACCUAGAAGAGUUCUACGAUGAGUUGUCUGAUGAUGAAGACAUUACAGACAACAAUAUUUCUAGGACAGAAACUGGACAGCCGCUAUUCUACAUGAAGCGCAUAUUUACAUUGGUAUCACGGAUGUCGCACUUAUCUGAAGUUCUGGUAGUUCACCUUGACCACGUUUUGAGAUGGCGUCCACUGGUACAAGACCCGUCACUCAACCUCAACGUACAGCUGUAUCAUUAUUUGGUCAAGUAUUUCCUCAGGGUUCACGAUGUUCUGGAGGACAGGCUGCAGUUGAUAGUAGACGCAUUGGCCUAUUCGAUAAACCGAGAAUCGAAAAAAGUCUAUUUGCAGUUCCUGCAUACACCUAGCGUUAUUUAUCGACUAAAGGAUGUUAGGUGUCACAUGCUAGGUGAACUUAUUUCUAUCCGUGGCCAGGUGACUCGUACAUCCGAUGUACGGCCCGAGCUGAUAAGGGCCACGUUCAAGUGCAAAUCUUGCGGAGGGUUAAUCAAUGACAUACGACAAAACUUCAGGUAUACUCUACCAACCAAGUGCACAACGAACAAUUGCUUGAAUCUACAUGAAUGGGAACUAGUGAUGGAACAGUCACAGUUUUGUGACUGGCAGAAGGUACGUAUACAGGAGAUGGCCCAGGAGUCAGGAGCAGGUUCCAUGCCACGUUCGAUCGACGUAGUGCUACGACACCGUACAGUCGACCGAUUAAAUGCAGGCGACCGUGUGGUUGUUUCCGGAGCACUUAUAGUACUACCCGACGUACCAACUCUCCUCAAACCUGGUGAGAUGCCACGCAAGGUGAACAAACAGGCAAUGCGUCGUUUCGAGUCACAUCUAAUUUCUCAAGGUCUUACUGGCAUUAAGGGUGUGGGUGUCAAAGACUUGAAUCACAAGUUGUCAUUUUUGGCUACACAAGUACGCCGGAUCAAUGAUUUCAAAGCUCCCAGCAACGAAGUGCCCAGCUCCAACGAUGACCACCAAGUGCGUGGUGAAGAUAUUCUCAGGCUGCCUAAUUUCGAAUGGGUACGUCGUAUAGCAGAGUCUCCAAACACUAUUGAUCGUUUGGCAGCCUCGAUUGCUCCCAAUAUUUGGGGCCAUGCAGAGGUUAAAAAGGGUGUCUUGCUCAUGAUGGUGGGUGGUGUACACAAGUCCUCUAGCAACUCAAAGUUGCGUGGUGACAUUAAUGUAUGCUUGGUGGGUGACCCUUCCACUGCCAAGAGUCAGUUCCUCAAAUUUGUUGAGAACUUUGCACCGCGUGCCAUAUACACUUCUGGUAAAGGUUCUACCGCUGCCGGUCUUACAGCUGCUGUUCAUCGAGAUCCAGAUAGUGGCGAGUUCGUACUUGAGGCCGGUGCUCUCAUGUACGCGGAUCAGGGUAUUUGUUGUAUCGAUGAGUUUGACAAGAUGAACGAUCGUGAUCGUGUAGCCAUCCACGAGGCCAUGGAACAACAGACCAUUUCUAUCGCCAAGGCUGGUAUCCAGGCGACGCUUAACGCUCGUGCAUCGGUAUUGGCCGUUUGUAACCCACGUUACGGUAGAUACGACCCAAGCAAAUCUUUUGCCAGCAAUGUGAACCUUCCACCACCCCUUCUGUCACGUUUUGAUCUGUUGUACACUCUACUGGACGAAGCUGAGGAGGGCAUUGACUCAAAAAUCGCAUGGCACAUUACUGGGCUUCAUGGUCCAGGGGCAUACAAGAGUAGCGAGCUGUUGGAAGAUCCAGAGAAGCACGAUAUGGAAGAGGAACCAUUUGAACAGGAAUUUUCACCACCCCUUACACUAGACGAACUGAAGCUGUACAUCGAGCUUGCUAAACGUAUUAAACCGCUUAUGCAUGACGAUGCAAAACACAAGCUAGCUCAUUAUUAUGUGGCUCUCCGCAAUGGUGAUGCUCAGGCUUCCAAGCGUUCUGUGCGUAUAACUGUACGUCAGCUGGAAUCGCUGGUACGGCUUAGUGAGGCCGUGGCACGUCUUAAAUUCUCGGAUCUUGUUGAGGAAUCGCACGUCGAUGAGGCAUACGAAAUCUUCAAUUCAUCUCUGCUACGUCUUUCCAACAAAGAGCUAGUGGUGCUAGACCCGAACACAACCACUGCUAAUGGCGGUAUGACACAGGAGGAUAUGGAACAGUGGAAGGAGCGUCUGGGCUUGGAUGAAACUAAAGAGUCCGCUAAUGACGACUUUAUGCGUAUUGGUAUGAAUGAGUACCAAGCUAUUUCAGCGGUGUUAAUUGAUCGUGUGAGCGAGCACGAGUUGCUUGAAGAAGAGGUUGCAUCAAACGAGUUGGUCGAGUGGUACGUCCAGAACAUUGUCGUUCCACGUACACCCGAGGAUGCUGAUGCAUGGAACCUACGGUUGCAGAGAGUGGUGCAUCGCCUCGUAUAUGUCGACAAGAAGCUAUUGGCUCGUCGCCGCAAGGAUGACAUUCCUAACGUUUUCAGGUUACGCGUUCACCCCAAUUAUUACUCAUCUGCACAUAUUUGGAAGCGCGAUACAACCGUGGAAGUAUUCGACGUGGAAGACGCUCAAGAGACGGAAGGGGAGGUUUCAUCUUAA
Molecule: messenger RNA, 3231 nt
Organism: Babesia sp. Xinjiang
Lineage: Eukaryota; Apicomplexa; Aconoidasida; Piroplasmida; Babesiidae
Product: DNA replication licensing factor MCM6
Exons: 4
Coding region: 1-3231 (1076 amino acids)
Biological process (GO): DNA replication initiation; mitotic DNA replication; double-strand break repair via break-induced replication
Cellular component (GO): MCM complex; nucleus
Molecular function (GO): ATP binding; single-stranded 3'-5' DNA helicase activity; single-stranded DNA binding
Source: RefSeq, a predicted model, not a curated record